Messenger RNA from Lepus europaeus (European hare), 1715 nucleotides. RefSeq names its product Yip1 domain family member 5 (gene YIPF5). Gene Ontology annotation, biological process: regulation of ER to Golgi vesicle-mediated transport; vesicle fusion with Golgi apparatus; endoplasmic reticulum to Golgi vesicle-mediated transport. The transcript has 6 exons. The record is from RefSeq and is a predicted model, not a curated record. Bases 135 to 908 code for a protein of 257 amino acids. Lineage: Eukaryota; Metazoa; Chordata; Mammalia; Lagomorpha; Leporidae. Gene Ontology annotation, cellular component: trans-Golgi network; membrane.
AAGUGGUUCUUUAGCCUUGUGACACGUAGCAACGGGGCCAGUGAAGGCUCUGAAAUUGAGUUUUGGGGAGUAUUUGAGGCUCCUGGAGUUAGAGCUGCCGCUGCUGCCGCCGUCUCUGCGUUUGAUCGUUUGCCAUGUCAGGCUUUGAUAACUUGAACACGGAUUUCUACCAGACAAGUUACAGCAUUGAUGACCAGUCGCAGCCUUCUUACGAUUAUGGAGGAAGUGGAGGACCCUACAGCAAACAAUAUGCUGGCUACGACUACUCGCAGCAAGGCCGAUUUGUCCCUCCAGACAUGAUGCAGCCACAGCAGCCAUACACCGGGCAGAUUUUCCAGCCAGCACAGACGUACACCCCACCUACACCCCAGACGUUCUAUGGGAACAACUUUGAGGAUGAACCACCUUUAUUAGAAGAGUUGGGAAUCAAUUUUGACCACAUCUGGCAAAAAACACUUACAGUGUUGCAUCCAUUAAAAGUAGCAGAUGGUAGCAUCAUGAAUGAAACAGAUUUGGCAGGACCAAUGGUUUUUUGCCUUGCCUUUGGAGCAACAUUAUUACUGGCUGGCAAAAUCCAGUUUGGCUAUGUGUAUGGGAUCAGUGCAAUUGGAUGUCUAGGAAUGUUUUGUUUAUUGAACUUAAUGAGUAUGACAGGUGUUUCAUUUGGUUGUGUGGCAAGUGUCCUGGGAUACUGUCUUCUUCCCAUGAUCCUGCUUUCCAGCUUUGCAGUUGUAUUUUCUUUGCAAGGUAUGGUAGGAGUCAUUCUCACCGCUGGGAUUAUUGGAUGGUGUAGUUUUUCUGCUUCCAAAAUUUUUAUUUCUGCGUUAGCCAUGGAAGGACAGCAGCUUUUAGUGGCAUAUCCAUGUGCGUUGUUAUAUGGAGUCUUUGCCCUAAUUUCCGUCUUUUGAACUGAAUUUACCUGGGACAUGGACAUCAGUGGGCCAAAUACACAUAAAGGACCUUGAACUCUUAAAUUGGACCAGCAAGCUGCUGCCGCGCUACUCUGACGCAGAUUUACGUUUACGAUUGGAGCCGUGGAAGGAAUAUGGAUCUGUUGUUCAUUUUUAUAGAACUUCUGAACACUAUAAUGGAUUUUCCUGCAGUGUGACUAGCUUUAAGUGUUUCUGUUUAUACAAAUAAGAAGUGGUAUUUCUUUCCUGUUCCUGCAGCCUUUGAGAAACAACUUUUUUCCUUGCAAAUUGUAUUAUGAUGUUUUUGAUAGAUUUUUAUCAAACUAACCACAAAACUUGUAAUCUUUCUUAAAAAAAACUCAGUCAUAGUAAAGAAGAAACAAGACUUCUUGUAGAAAUAUUUUUCCAAGGAAUUAGGAAAGAAAAAUUGCUUGUGUUCCCAUGUCAGGUGCACUUGAAGCAACAACAACAACAAAAAGAUCCAUUGUAGACUUGUAUGAGUUUACAGUUCAGAUGUUUGAGAUUCCUCUAAAUCAGUUUCGUGCAAGUUUUGAUAAAGAUACCAGAAGUUCACAGUCCAUCUUAUUGGAAACAUGAAAUGUGAAUGCCUGUUUAGAUACUAGUGUUAAUUAAACCAUUAUGGCUAGAUUCGCUGCGUUAAUGCUCAUACUUGGGUCUCCACCUUGCCCAGAAAAAGAAAAUCGCUAACCUUUUUGAGAGAAAUAUUUAAAAUUGCAGUUUCAGUAUUGCAGUUAUCAAUGUAAAGUACAUUUAAUGCUUAUUAAUUAAAGUUUUCCCGAGUAA